Pelobates cultripes (western spadefoot toad) is the source of this 648-nucleotide messenger RNA. Lineage: Eukaryota; Metazoa; Chordata; Amphibia; Anura; Pelobatidae. The record is from the annotation of a GenBank genome assembly.
AUGUGCCCACCUCAGUGCCCACCUCAGUUCCCCUGUAUCCACAUCAGCCCCCAGUACCCUCCUCAGUACCCACAUCAGCCCCCAGUACCCACUCCUCAGCCCCUGUGUACCCACCUCAGCCCCCAGUACCCACCUCCUCAGCCCUCAGUGCCCACUCUCAGCCCCCUGUACCCACCUCAGCCUCCAGUACCCACCUCAGCCCCCAGUACCCACCUCAGAGCCCACAUCAUCCCCCAGUACCCACCUCAGUGCCCAAGACCAGGCCCCCAGUACCCACCUCAGCCUCUGUACCCACACCUCUUAGUCUCCUCUAGUACCUCCACCUCAGUGUCCACAUCAGCCCCCAGUACCCACCUCAGCCCCCUGUACCCACCUCAGCCCCCAGUAUCCACCUCAACCCCCAGUACCCACCUCUUUAGUGCCUACAUCAGCCCCCAGUACCUACCUCAGCCCCUGUACCCACAUCAGCCCCUACAUCAGCCCCCAGUACCCACCUCAGUGCCCACAUCAGCCCCAAGUACCCACCUCAGCCCCCAGUACCCACCGCAGUGCCCACAUCAACCCCCCUGUACCCACCUCAGCCCCUUGUACCCACCUCAGCCACCAGUACCCACCUUAGCCCCAGUACCCACCUCAGCCCCCCUGUAA